AUGGCCUUCGCUGGCGUAUCUCUCAUCGCCGACGGCAGGCUGUGCGCCUCCACCGAGUCCGUCUUCGACUCCGGCGCCGACAGCGGGUACCACUUGCUCGUCGUCGAAGGCUACUCGCGCACAAACGAGACAACUCUCAAAGGCGUAUUCAUCAUGUCUCGUCCUUUCAUUGUUGGAGGCCGUCGCUGGAAAGUCGAGUACCACCCUAAUGGCUUAGGCGAUGAUGACUCCCAACGGGAUGAGCAAGAGUUUAUCUCGGUCUUCCUUGUCGAGGACGAGUAUCUCAAGAACGUCGUUAAGGUUCACGUCGCCUUCACUUUCAUUGACCAGCCUGAGUUGCGAGUGCCAAACCUCAUCCGUCAAACGCAGCCAUGUUACUUCCUUGAUGUCUUCGGUAUUACCGAUUAUCAGCCAAAAAGAUUUGUGGAAAAGGAGGUUUUCGAAAGAUCAAGCCAUCUCAAGAACGAUAGCUUCGUACUCCGGUGUGAUGUCGUUAUCCUCGAGAGGAAGGACGAUGAUGACGAGGACUAUUAUGAAGAGGAGGAGGACGAGAAGGCUCGUCCGUUCAUCAAAUUGCCACCGCCCGACUUGCCAAGCCAUUUCAGUGACCUGCUCCUAAGCAAGGAGGGUGCCGACAUUAAGUUCGAGGUUGGCGGCAAGAAGUUAUCUGCACACCGGUGCGUGCUUGCAGCUCGUUCUACCGUCUUCAAGGCACAGCUCUAUGGCGCCAUGAAUGAGGGCGCUGAUGCACCAAGUGUCGUGAAGAUAGAUGGCAUCGAAGCAAGUGUCUUUGAGAGCUUGCUUACUUUCAUCUACACUGACGGAAUGCCUGUCUUUGAGGAUGCAAUGCCUAUUGGGUUUAUGAAUAGUGACAAAGGUGAAAAGCAUGCAACAUGGCUGCUGCAGUUGCUUGAAGCUGCGGAAAGAUACGGUCUCCAAAAGUUGAAGUUGAUCUGUGAAGAGAAGUUGGCCAAUCUGAUAUGCAAGCACAUGGUGGCCGGCAUUAUUGUCGUCGCUGAGCGGAGACGGUGCCGCUGGUUGAAGGAGGCCUGCUUGGAGUUCAUCAAAACUCACACGAGUUUGCACACAGUUUUUACGGCUGGUGGCCUGGAGCAGAUAAUCAGGACCUGCAACCCCUACGUACUCAAGGAGCUCAUUUCCAAGUUUGCUACGAAGAAAGUGGCAGCAGUGGGCGCCGGUGUGGAAGGGAUGAAUGAUACGGGCGCAGGUGGCAAAGCUGAAGCCGGAGACAAACAUGAUGCUGGAUCCAAGAGGCGUAAGAUGAAUGCGGCCUAG
Molecule: messenger RNA, 1296 nt
Organism: Triticum dicoccoides
Lineage: Eukaryota; Viridiplantae; Streptophyta; Magnoliopsida; Poales; Poaceae
Product: BTB/POZ and MATH domain-containing protein 2-like
Exons: 2
Coding region: 1-1296 (431 amino acids)
Biological process (GO): protein ubiquitination
Molecular function (GO): protein binding
Source: RefSeq, a predicted model, not a curated record